Molecule: messenger RNA, 1121 nt
Organism: Gorilla gorilla gorilla (western lowland gorilla)
Lineage: Eukaryota; Metazoa; Chordata; Mammalia; Primates; Hominidae
Product: zinc finger CCHC domain-containing protein 2-like
Exons: 3
Coding region: 55-546 (163 amino acids)
Source: RefSeq, a predicted model, not a curated record
CCCCCCGGCCUCCCCCGCGCGGGCCCCGGGUCGCGGCGCGGCGCGGGCGGCAGCAUGGUGGAGAAGCGCUGCCCGCUGCAGAGGGACGGCGUGUACCGCUGGUUCUCGGAACUGCCGUCGCCGCAGCGCGUGGAGUUCCUAUGCGGCCUGCUGGACCUGUGCAUGCCGCUCGAGCUCCGCUUCUUCGGCUCCUGCCUGGAGGAACUGGCCCGCAAGGACUACCACUCGCUGCGCGACUCGGAGAUCAAGGCCAACAACCCGGCCGACCUGGGCAGCUUCACCAACCUGACGGACGAGGUGGUGCGCAGCAAGCUGCUGGUGUCGCUGGCGCUGCUGGACUCGGAGCAGCGCGAGGCGGCGGGCGUGCUCUACCGCAAGCUCACGCACAUGACUCCAUCAUCCGCAUCUACGGGCUGCAGCUCAACGAGGGCCGCACGGGCGAUGAGUUCCUGCUGCCGUUCACCAUGUCCUCCAACCACCGGGCCUUCAGCUUCCACCAGAAGCAGAUGCUGCGCCAGGAGCUCACGCAGAUCCAGAGCAGCCUGAACGGCAGCGGGGGCCACCUGCCCGGCCUGCCACAAGCAUUUUUGAAACAUUGGGGUGGUUGGAGUGGUUGGAUUUUCCCUGGAAUUGAGUGAGAAAUUCAGAAGACUGAAGCCCAGGCUUACUGUCUACCUUUCAUGGAGGCUUAGCCGUGAGAGGACAGAAGAAGGCACGUGGUGAAUCAUGACAGCAGACAAAGACAAAGAGAAGGACCAGGACCAAGACUGGGACUGAGAGAGAGAGAAAAGAGACAAAGCAAGAGAGAGUGAGAAUUCAAGGCCACGCCGGAGCUGUACCUUGGAAGGAGGAGCCAAAAAUUAUGCUGAGAGUGAUCACAGUGAAGACGAGGACAAUGACAACAAUAGUGCCACCACAGAGGAGUCCACGAAGAAGAACAAGAAGAAACCACUGAAAAAAAAGUCUUGUUAUGAAAGGACAGAUACCGGCGAGAUAACAUCCUACAUCACUGAAGAUGAUGUUGCCUACAGACCAGGAGACUGUGUGUAUAUCGAGAGUUGGAGGCCAGACACACCGUAUUUCAUCUGUAGCAUUCAAGACUUCAGACUGGUAAGCAUUUU